Molecule: messenger RNA, 1818 nt
Organism: Python bivittatus (Burmese python)
Lineage: Eukaryota; Metazoa; Chordata; Lepidosauria; Squamata; Pythonidae
Source: RefSeq, a predicted model, not a curated record
UUUCUUCCUUUAUUUUCAUGGUUGUAAUUAAAUGCACUUACCAUCCCCUGCCAUCCUGGACUGAUGAAUCUGCAGGAUAAAACAGAACUCUGUAUCGUGUAAACGAGCUGAUGGACGAAGAUGAGAAGGACAGGGCAAAGAGGGCAUCACGCAACAAGUCAGAGAAGAAAAGAAGAGAUCAGUUCAAUGUCCUCAUUAAGGAGCUGUGCACUAUGCUGCAAGGCCACGGCCAUCCACUCAAGAUGGACAAGUCCACAAUCCUACAGAGGACUAUUGACUUUUUACAGAAACAGAAAGAAAUCACAGCACAAACGGAAGCCUGUGAGAUUAGACAAGACUGGAAACCCUCAUUUCUUAGCAAUGAGGAGUUUACUCAGUUGAUGUUAGAGGCAUUAGAUGGGUUUCUCAUUGCACUAACCACUGAUGGCAUUAUUAUUUAUGUAUCUGAUAGCGUCUCUUCUCUUCUUGGACAUUUACCGUCAGAUUUGGUGGACCAAAACAUAUUAAAUUUUCUACCUGAGUGUGAACAGAACAAUGUGUACAAGCUACUUUCACCCCACACGCGCGUGACAAACCCAGUAACCUCCGAUUUUUUAAACACUGAAAAACAAAUCGAGUUUUGCUGCCAUUUAGCCCGAGGAAACCUGGAUCCGAAUGAAGCCAUUACCUAUGAAUACGUCAAAUUUGUAGUGGAUUUCAAACAUUUUUCUCAUGUGCCUCCAUCUUCUUACAACGGCUUUGAGUCUCCCGUUGCACGUGUGUUCCGGUCAGUCAAUGACAACCAGGGCUGUCUGGUAGCAACGGUUCGUCUCAUUACUCCACAGUUCUUGAAGGAACUUUGUAACGUGGAAGAACCCUGCGAAGAAUUCACAUCACGGCAUAGCCUAGAGUGGAAGUUUUUGUUUUUAGACCACAGAGCUCCACCCAUAAUUGGCUAUUUACCUUUCGAGGUUCUUGGGACGUCAGGUUAUGACUACUACCACGCUGAUGACUUAGAGCUUCUUGCUAGGUGCCAUGAACACCUGAUGCAGUUUGGGAAAGGCAAGUCCUGCUACUACAGAUUCUUGACCAAAGGCCAGCAGUGGAUAUGGCUACAGACCCAUUACUACAUCACCUACCAUCAGUGGAACUCCAAACCCGAGUUCAUUGUGUGCAGUCACACGGUUGUUAGCUAUGCUGAGGUUCGAGCUGAAAGGAGAAGGGACCUUGGCCUUGAAGAAUCAUCUAUUGAACUGGUGUCUUCAUCCUUGAAGAGUCAAGGGAGUUACCUCAAUGCCCGUCAAUGCGUGACCACCAACCAAGAAAUCAGUCGUGAAGGGGUAUCUGUGUCUUCUCACAGCUCCCGCCGAUCUUCUCACACAGCGCUCUCCGACUCUGCAUCUACAUCAUCCAUGAGGCACACCGAUGCCAGCACUCCUACCCGGCAAGCCUUAUCACUGGGACAGCCAGACAAGGUCGCCUUACGGCUUGCCUCCAGCAGCAGCACCCAGGGCAUUAUAACUCCCCCCGAACAUCUUGUACAGCAUCACAUGACGCAGCCCGCUGUUCCUGCACAACAAGCAGUCAUGCCAGUGUACCAUUUCCCAACACAAAUGGGGAUGAUGCAUCAGCUGAAGGAACAGCUGGAAGAGCGGACACGCAUAUUGCAAGCUGACAUUAAGACCCAGCAAGAGGAGCUGCACGUAAUCAAGGAGCAGCUACAGCUUGUGCAGGACUCCAAUUUGCAGGUGGAACUUGGUACCAGACCUCUUUCACGCAAAUCCACGCAAAAAUCUACCGGCACCAAAACCGAUACGCACGAUGCCUAUUUCUCCCAAU